Messenger RNA from Rodentolepis nana, 783 nucleotides. Lineage: Eukaryota; Metazoa; Platyhelminthes; Cestoda; Cyclophyllidea; Hymenolepididae. The record is from the annotation of a GenBank genome assembly.
GGCUGGACACCGAAUCAGGUGGGUCUUCCUGUCUUUAGGGCUGGACACCGAAUCAGGUGGGUCUUCUGUGUCUUUAGGGCUGGACACCGAAUCAGCUCGGCACUGUACAUUGAAGAAGAGGCGACUCAACUCAACUCCACUCUACACUUCACUUCACUUCCUCGCGCUAAUUCCCAGCUCCGUUAUUCCACAUUAUGUCACAAUUGUGACUCAGCAUCUAGGCAACAAGGUUACAACGCCAUUACCCACAUCACUCUUCCCUCUGCUCCAGAUCCAAUUCAUCCUGACGGUGCAUCUAGGCAACAAGGUUACAUCGCCUUUACCCACAUCACCAUGGCUUCUGCUGUAGCACCACUUCAUGCUCAUACUUUCGCUGACAAACGCCACUAUUUCGCAGUUCAAUCUUCCUUCGCCGUCUCAUCCACCUCCUUUCUCCACUCUACACGAACCCUGGAGAGCACGCACCGCCUACCACCAACUGCCGCAAAAACAAAGCAACAAUACGUCUCAUCUAAAUAUCUCCAGAAGAUCAACUCACCGACGCACCCCACAAUCAUCCCACCUCCUCAACGCCUCCUUUUUAUCGCCGCCAUCCACCUUCCACGUUGCCGUUCUCACUCACCGCUUUCCUACAAAAUGCGCACAAAACAUCGCUCCUAUCACCUACUGACCCAUGGUGGUGACUCACCCGCACCCACCGAUCAGACCACCACUACUCAAAAAACACCAACCUCCUCCUCCUCCUCCGCCUCCGACUCCGCUACAACCAACAUUACAGCAUAG